ACACAUCAGAAGAAAAUGGUACAGAAGAAAGGGGCUGCUAGGGUUACAGAAGAUGCCGAGGAGCUGGCCCACAUUCCAUUGCAGGCUGUCCUCUUGGCUGAUAGCUUUGCUCAAAAGUUCCGCCCAAUUACACUUGAGCGUCCUAAGGUUCUCUUACCACUGGUCAAUGUUCCCAUGAUUGAGUACUCCUUAGCAUGGCUUGAGUCUGCCGGGGUGGAAGAAGUUUACGUCUUCUGUUGUGCACAUUCCAAGCAAGUGAUUGGUUACUUGGAGAAUUCACAGUGGCUUAACCAACCAAAUUUUUCAGUCACAACAAUAGAGUCCCAUGAUUCUAUUAGUGCUGGAGAUGCGCUGCGGUUGAUUUAUGAGCGGAAUGUGAUACAUGGGGAUUUCAUACUUAUAAGUGGGGAUACUGUGAGCAACAUGUCCCUUACCCAGGCACUUAAAGAACAUAAGGAAAGAAGGAAAAAAGAUACUAAUUCUGUAAUGACCAUGGUCAUCAAACAGUCAAAGCCUUCUCCGUUGACUCAACAAACUCGACUUGGUAAUGAUGAGCUGUUUAUGGCAAUUGAUCCCGUUACAAAGCAGCUUCUGUAUUAUGAGGAUAAGGCAGACCACUUGAAGGGAACCAUUACUCUGGAUAAGAUGAUGUUAGUUGAUAAUCCUGCGGUUUCUCUGCACAAUGACAGACAGGAUUGCUACAUUGAUAUCUGCUCCGCGGAAGUUCUUAGUCUUUUCACCGACAAUUUCGACUAUCAACAUCUUCGGCGUCAUUUUGUCAAAGGACUUCUUGUUGAUGAUAUAAUGGGUUACAAAAUCUUUACUCAUGAAAUCAACUCAAGCUAUGCAGCUAGAGUAGACAAUUUCAGAAGCUAUGACACCAUCAGUAAGGAUAUAAUCCAGAGGUGGACGUACCCUUUGGUGCCAGAUGUUCAUUUUUCUGGAAAUCAGCCAACUAAAUUAGAAAGACGGGGGAUGUACAGAGCAUCUGAGAUAUCACAAUCACGUUCUGCACAAAUUGGUCCUUUUACAUUGGUUGGAAAGGGCACUAAAAUCGGGGACAACUCUAAACUCUCCAAUUCAGUAAUUGGCGAAGGUUGCACUAUUGGAUCAAAUGUUUCAAUUGAAGGUUCCUAUAUUUGGAACAAUGUCACGAUUGAGGAUGAUUGUAAACUAAGGCAUGCAAUCGUUUGUGAUGGAGUGGUAAUUAAGUCAGGGGCAGUUCUGGAACCUGGGGUUAUUUUAUCAUUCAAGGUUGUAGUUGGACAACAAUUUGUUGUUCCUGCUUACUCUAAGGUGUCUUUGCUUCCCCAACCAAUAAACCAAGACAGCGAUGAGGAGCUCGAGUAUGCUGACAGUAGCAGUGGUGCUGUAGAUAGUCCAUCAAUCAAUGACCCACUAGAUGUUGCUAAAGGGGAGUCGAUACCCAAUUCAUCUGACCCACCUGAGGUUGGGAUUUCAGGAGCUGGUUAUAUUUGGUCACUUUGUGAGGGAGGCCAUGAAGAAGAAUGGAGGCAUUCAAUUGCGCCCAUUCCUGCCGAUAAGCUUUCAGAGUUGGCACGUGCUACUCAUGAAGAACUAGAUUUAUCUAUUCAAGAUGGCAGUAAUCUUCCACCUUCUGGAGAGCUAAUAUGUGAUUCUGAUGGUACUAUUUCUGAAGAUGAUGAUAAUGAAGAUUUUAAAGACGAUUCUGCCUACUUUGAGAAAGAGGUUGAAGCCACUUUUCUUAGGGCUGUUCAUGAAGGAGUGGAACAGGACCAUGUUAUCCUAGAAGUGAAUUCGCUUCGGUUGUCAUACAAUAUGUCAUCCACUCAUUGUGCGGGGGCAAUAUUUUACUCUGUGAUGAAGUUGGCUGCAGAAACUCCUCAUGCCAGCAAUAGUGAAUUAUUUAAAAGUGCUGCAAGUGCAAUUACCAAAUGGCAUGGUCUUUUGAAGCAUUAUCUGCAGAGCAUAGAUGAGGAGAUUGAAAUAAUAAUGAAAUUUGAAGAGAUGUGCGGGGAAUAUGCGAAAGAAUUCUCUCCAUUAUUUGCACAGAUAUUGCAUCUCCUCUAUGAGAAAGACAUUUUACAAGAAGAAGCUAUUCUUUCGUGGGCAUCUGAGAAAGAAGGGGCCGACGAGUCUGAUAAAAUUUUUGUUAAGCAGUCAGAAGCAUUCAUUCAGUGGCUGAAAGAGGCACCUGAAGAAGACGAAGACGAAGACGAGGACGAGGACAACUGAAAGAUCAAA
Molecule: messenger RNA, 2226 nt
Organism: Telopea speciosissima
Lineage: Eukaryota; Viridiplantae; Streptophyta; Magnoliopsida; Proteales; Proteaceae
Product: translation initiation factor eIF-2B subunit epsilon
Exons: 15
Coding region: 16-2217 (733 amino acids)
Biological process (GO): biosynthetic process
Cellular component (GO): eukaryotic translation initiation factor 2B complex
Molecular function (GO): guanyl-nucleotide exchange factor activity; translation initiation factor activity; translation initiation factor binding
Source: RefSeq, a predicted model, not a curated record